AUGUCAGAUCCAUGGGACUCCAUCGACACAGUGAAGAUCGCUGUGGUCGAUUGGAAGUUACAUUCACAAAAUCGUGAAUUGUUGAAGAAACAGAUUAACGAUGCAGCAAGAACCCUUGGAUUUUUCGUGUUGAUUAAUCAUCCCAUUGACAAGAAUCUCAUUGAUGGUUCUUUUCAAUUGGCCAAGGACGUCUUUGCUCAACCAGCUGCCGAGAAAGAAAAAUAUGAAAUGGGAACUACUGGGAACUACUUUGGGUAUAAGGCUCCUAGGAAAAUGCCUGGUGCUAACAAUGGAGACCACAAUGAAAUGUACAACAUUUCGAAGGACUUGUUACGUGAUCCAGUCGCUGCUCAGAAUCAAUUACGUCCACUAGUCGACGCUUACCCAAAGACGAAGGCAUUCGCUGAAGAAUGUCACUCCCUUGUUUGCGACAUUUUGAAAAUUUGUGCUGAAGUGCUCGAAAUACCCAAAGAAGCUGGCGGUGCCAACUAUCUCCUCUCUCGUCACCGAUUUGAGGCCAAAUCUGGUGAUCAGAUUCGUCUUUUACAAUAUCCCCCACCGCCUCCAGAAUUCGAAAAGAACGAAUUAUUAUUCGCUCAUACCGAUUAUGGUAGUGUGACGUUACUUUUUACGCAAUCUGUAGGUGGAUUGCAGAUUUGCGAUCCAGAAGAUAAACAAUGGCGCUACGUGCGCCCGCUGGACGGCUCGAUUAUAGUUAAUCUGGGGGAUGCGGUGCAGCAUUGGACUAAAGGAUACUGGAGAUCCAACUUGCAUAGGGUGACAGCCCCACCAGCAUUUCAAAGGCACAUGACCCGACAUUCUGUAGUCUAUUUCGCACGACCAGAGGAUGCCGUAGUUUUGGAGAGAAUACCAUCGCCUUUCAUACCCGAAGACACAGUUGAGGAAAAGCAGCGCAAGAUUACUGCUGAAGAAUGGAUUAAGGCUCGUGUAUUAUAUGGUGUUACGGGCCAACAACAAUCGUACUUGUAA
Molecule: messenger RNA, 990 nt
Organism: Synchytrium microbalum
Lineage: Eukaryota; Fungi; Chytridiomycota; Chytridiomycetes; Synchytriales; Synchytriaceae
Exons: 7
Coding region: 1-990 (329 amino acids)
Molecular function (GO): dioxygenase activity
Source: RefSeq, a predicted model, not a curated record